Molecule: messenger RNA, 11693 nt
Organism: Coregonus sp. 'balchen'
Lineage: Eukaryota; Metazoa; Chordata; Actinopteri; Salmoniformes; Salmonidae
Source: the annotation of a GenBank genome assembly
AUGCCUCUAAUAAAUGAAUGUAUUGUUCCAGCUGUUUUGACUGUGGAUAACUCUGUGGUGGAUUUGGAGACCAUUGAGGCUUUAUAUGAAAAUGUGAGUAUUCAGAAGUGUGUUGUAAAGUCAUCCAAAAGCAUGAGAGAAAUGUGAGAUGCCAAAUUCCUUUUUAAAGGUCCAAUGCAGCUGUUUUUAUCUCAAUAUCAAAUCAUUUCUGGGUAACAAUUAAGUACCUUACUGUGAUUGUUUUCAAUUAAAAUGGUCAAAAAGAAACAAAAAUAGCUUCUUAACAAAGAGCAAUUUCUCAAGCAAGAAUUUUGCUAGGACUGUCUGGAAGUGGUCUGAGUGGGGAGGGGAAAACUGAAAAUUAGUUGUUAUUGGCAGAGAGGUUUGGAACUCUCUUUUUAAUUGGUCUAUUAACUAAUUUACCGCCGAAACAGGCACCAAUUUCCGGUGGUCUUUUCAAACAGCUCUUACACUAAAAGGGCAUUAUCAUCAUUUUCACAAUUUCAUACAAUUAUUCCAACCUCAUAGUGUGGAAAUAUAUAUAAAACGCAGGAAAAUCACGCUUUUGACUGCACUGGGCCUUUAAGUAUUUUUCUCAGCAUGCAUUUGUUAAAACUACACCAGGGUUCCAUAACAUCUGCUAGCCUACAGCUCAUUUCUCAAUGAUGUCACACUCAACAUUUGUCUAUUGUUAUUCUGUCUUGUUUUGCGUUGACUAUGUCUAAAUCGUUCAUUGUUACAGCUCUAUUGUUGUCCUCUAAUCUGUCCUGUUUGUGUGUGAUCACAGAGGGCCUCUAGUGAUGAGCUGGAGAAGAUAAAAAAACACUAUGAAACAUCCCAGGAGGACGAGGUGAAGCUACUGGACAAACCUGAACAGUAAGAGUACUUCUCCAGCACCCAAGGGUUCAGGGAGAGGGGUAGUAGAACACUGGACCCUGAAUUCUACUGCAGUCAGAGAACUAGAACCUGAUACACACAGAGAACCGUCCCCUCCAGUGAAUUCACCACGUCAACACAAUUUCAGAGGCAACUUUGAUUUUGGCUGAGAGGUUUUUUAGAAAUGCAUCAUGUGGUUUUUAAUGUGUACAGCCAGAGACAAACAGUUUGAUUUUGAAACACUUUAGUAUUUGGCAGCCUGAGGCUCACUCGUCAUAUCGAGUGGUUCUUUAGAGCCAAACCAUUAUAGGGAGAUAUUUAACAAAAACAUAACUUAGAAAAGGUGGCAUCACUUUUGUGUUUAUUUCUCUUUUAAGAAGUAAAUAAACCAAGCUCCUUAGUGUUGCUCAGACAGUAAAUAUGUGUUCCUGGUCUGUUUUGCAACCUUUGUGUAUUUAGCACUGAGGGAAUGGGCUUCUCCAUGAUCUGAAAGCUCCAUGGCUGGCUGACUGACUCGAAACAUGUGCAUGUUUGCGUGUGUGUUGAAUGUUUGUGUGUCUUACACAGCGUGUGUGUGUGCAUGCUUGUGUCCACAUGUGUGUGUCUCAGAGUGAAAGAGAGAGAUAGAUGGCUGCUGGCUCUCAGGGAGGCGUCCCUCCCAUGGGGGUUAAACGUAGCUGGCCUGUUAAUGACUUGUCACUGUGGGGUUGACGGCCAUGUUUGAACAGAGCUGUCACUAGACUGUGAGUCAUACCCACUCAGUGUCUGCCUCCAUCAGCAGUCUGAUCACACAGGAUAUUACUGCUCUCCUCGGAUAUGUCCCUGUUUACAUGAGUCGGCCUGAUGCUACCUUUGAUCAAUCAGCGCUCUGGCCCUCCUUCAGUUGACCCUGGACCUAUCAAACUAUCAGAGCAGGACGACUCAUGACUAUCAGCUGCUAGUUGAAAGCCAUACUGACUCAGCCGUGUGUGUGUGGAAGCAGCGCAGCCAAGGAUUAAAAAUAGUUCUUCCUGUCGGACAUUUUGUUUAAUUUUGUCAUAACACAUUAUUUCCCCUUGUGCAGGUUCUUGUAUGAACUCUCACAGAUUCCAGACUUCUCUGGCCGGUCCCACUGCAUUAUAUUCCAGUCUAUCUUCCUCGACUCCAUGUCCUCCAUCCACCGCAAAGUAGAAAUAGUCUCCACCUUGAGCAAAGUAAGACAUGACAUGACUUCAAUCUUAUUGGUUUGUCAGUGUAUGAGCUUAUAACAUGCUGACCGUGUGUGUGUGUGUCUGUCAGGAUCUGCUGGACUGUAGCAGUGUGAAGGAUGUGAUGGGGCUGGUCCUAGCCUUUGGGAACUACAUGAAUGGAGGCAACAGGACGCGAGGUCAGGCUGAUGGCUUUGGACUGGAGAUUCUGCCCAAACUGAAGGACGUCAAGAGCAGGGUACACUCACCACACAUGAACACAUAUUAUACUGGUUUUAUCUACAGUAUACUUUGUGUCUGAUCUCUGUAUCUUUUAGGACAAUCGUAUCAGUCUGGUGGAUUAUGUGGUUGCAUACUAUCUGCGCAAUUUCGACGAGGUACAAUAUUUAUGAACACAUUUCCUACAAUGGACUAAAAGCUAAAGACUUCUGUUUUUUACUGAUGUUUUGUCAUUUAUGGGUUGUCUGUUGGUUUACAGCAUGCAGGAACAGACAAGAGUGUAUUCCCACUUCCUGAACCACAGGAUUUCUUCCUGGCCGCUCAGGUCAAGUUUGAAGACCUCACAAAGGACAUGAGGAAGCUGAAGAGAGACCUGACUGGUAAGAUGUGUCAUUUCACUCUUUUAUAACCAACUCACAGAACACCACCAGGCAUGCAGAGAGGCAUCCUGACUUAUAUGUAGUAGGAUCCUUAUUGUAGAUUUUGUCUUCUCCCAUGUUUCAGGGUAGAUUCAGGAUCUCAGACGCUCUGAAGCAUAUUUUAUUUGUUUCCAGACAUCGUGUCAUGCCUUAUCACUCCCCCAUAUCCCCCAGCCCUGAUCAUGCUCUCUACUCUUAUGUGAGAAAUGUCAGUGUCUUCAUAUUGGCCAAAGCAAGUCUAUCUCUCUGAAACGUUUACAGAUGAUACGAAAGCUGGAUGGAAAUGCAGUAAAUGAGCAACACUCUCAUGAGAAACGUGUUCAUGUGGCUGGUAUCGGGCUCGGUGCUCGCCGGCAUGGUCUGCCCAGUUCGCCAGCCAGCUAGUCAGUUAGCCAGUCAGUGAGUCAGCCAGCCAGCCAGUAAGUCAGUGGUCCGCUGGGCCGUCCGGGGGUUAAAGGCGUUGCCCCCCAGCGCCUUGGUGUCUGUGAUUAUUUAAAUCCACCAAUAAUACGGCAUAUGAAAGCAAUUAGAUAUGCUCUCCACUCUCCCCUCCUAGUGCAGAUUGCUGUUAAACCCUGAUCCUCUCUGACCUGGGGGAAAAUACUAAGAGUCUACAAAAGAGCCCCAGACCCACCUCAAGCUGUCACUCAUUUAUUAGGAAAAAUGGAAGACUUAAACACAAUAAAUGUAACAUAAGGGCCCUCUUAUUUGAUCUCUACUGCAGGAAAAAAAUGUAACAGUCUCGCCCGGGAGUCCUCGGGGUAUUGGCAGGGAAUGGUGAGCGUGAAUUCUCAGUGUUUGGUGAGGUCCACCUAUGACUCCCAUUUUUAUCCUCCCCGACAGCCGCCAGGAAUAAAUAUUUAUGCUGCGCUAUUAUAAACCACCCUAAAGAAACCAAAUGGUCUUAAUUAUAUCAGAUCACUUCCAUUCACAUCUUAAUGGUGUCUAACUCAGAGUGGCUGGCGCUAACACUGGAUCACACCUCCAUGGACUAGAGAGUGUACUGCUGAGAGGAGAAGAGGUUACCGGGGCUGAAUUCUACAUAUGAAAGCAGCUCCUUAUCCAUGCAGCACUAUGGCUGGGGAGUCUCAUGAUGACUCCUGUUUUACUCUUUGAUGCCUUAGUAAGGUUCAGGGAUGUUCAGGCAAUAGAUUUCUCCCUCCAUAUUCCUCUUCUCCAGAGUGAGGCUCUCCUAAGUAGUCAAGCAGAUGUAUGUAUGUGCGUGUCUGGUCCGAGACGAUGCACGGGAGCAGGUCAGACUCCUUGGCCUAGCGGCAGCCCUCUCCUUCACUCCACCGUGCAGAAACAUGAUCCUCAUUUGAUCUGCCUUCCUGUUUGGGCAGGAGGUGAUGACCUCUCUCUGGGUCUCUCUCUGGGGAUAGGGGGGUGGGGGUUAGGGUGAGGGUGCUAGGAUCCAUCCAUCCCUUCUCUCCUGCACAAGGAGCAAUGCUACUAAGACCUGCAUGUUGCACUGUGUUUUCCCUAGAGUCUUCUGAGGCUGUCCCUUUCUAUGUGUCCACAGAGGUGCCUGUCCCUUUCAAUGUGUCCACAGAGGUGUCUGUCCCUUUGGGGGCUACAGUACAUGUAGAUGUUCCUGGAGAGUAUCCGUAGUUCACCCAGUCCCAGGGCUCAUGUGGGGACAGAGAGGGACCUUUCCUCCCAUCAAGGGCAGCGGAGGCCACGGCCACGUAAAGCUCUCUUCAACUGCUGGGUAAUUGGGGCGGACAGUGGGGCGGACAGUGAGCCAGGGACGCUACUGAAUGAAAUAGUAUCAAAUAAAAUAGAACAGUCAGAGCUCAUUUACUGCCCAGGGGAGUUUAGUGUUUCACAGAAGGCCUGUGCGGGGUUAGGCAUUCAUCACCAUGGCAAAUCAGACAGUGUCUUUAUUUUAAAUGCCCCUUAAUGUCAGGUCGAGGCAAGGCCUUUACCCUGAAGCCAGUUUUACGACAGAGGCUCCAGUUGGAAUUCCAUGUGUGGAGUCGUUGGGGUAGAGUACCGCCACCUCUCCUCCCCAAACAACAGUUAAAUAUAGGCUCCUCAGCUUGCUGAAAUACAGGCGCAAGAUGCAGGGAACAUGCGGAGGGUGGAGAAUACAUUUACUUUUUUUAAGGGGGGGGGGGGGGGGGGGGGUAGAUCAUCUAUGAAAUUAGUAGAUAGAAUUUAAGUCUAUCCAGUAACAUUACUUGCAUCAUUUUUAAUCCCCUUUUUAUUAUGUCCCUACCCCCUCUCCCCUGGUUGGAGCACUUGGUGGAAAACAUUACAAUUCUAGAAAUAUAUAUAUCAAUCAAUCAAAUGUAUUUUUAAAGCCAUUUUUACAUCAGCAGAUGUCACAAAGUGCUAUACAGAAACCCAGCCUAAAACCCCAAUCAGCCAGUAAUGCAGAUGUGUGUGUGUAUAUAUAUAUAUAUAUAUAUAUAUAUAUAUAUAUAUAUAUAUAUAUAUACACUACCAUUCAAAAGUUUGGGGUCACUUACAAAUGUCCUUGUUUUUUAAAGAAAAGCAUUUUUUUUGUCCAUUAAAAUAACAUCAAAUCGAUCAGAAAUACAAUAUAUUGUUAAUGUUGUAAAUGGCUAUUGUAGCUGGAAACAGCAGCUUUUUUAUGGAAUAUCUACAUAGGCGUACAGAGGCCCAUUAUCAGCAACCAUCAGUCCUGUGUUCCAAUGGCACAUUGUGUUUGCUAAUCCAAGUUUAUCAUUAGAAAACCCUUUUGCAAUUAUGUUAGCACAGCUGAAAACUGUUGUGCUGAUUAAAGAAGCAAUAAAACUGGCCUUCUUGAGACUAGUUGAGUAUCUGGAGCAUCAGCAAUUGUGGGUUCGAUUACAGGCUCAAAAUGCCCAGAAACAAAUAACUUUCUUCUGAAACUCAUCAGUCUAUUCUUGUUCUGAGAAAUGAAGGCUAUUCCAUGCGAGAAAUUGCCAAGAAACUGAAGAUCUCGUACAACGCUGUGUACUACUCCCUUCACAGAACAGCGCAAACUGUCUCUAACCAGAAUAGAAAGAGGAGUGGGAGGCCUCGGUGCACAACUGAGCAAGAGGAAAAAUACAUUAGAGUGUCUAGUUUGAGAAACAGAUGCCUCACAGGUCCUCAACUGGCAGCUUCAUUAAGUAGUACCCGCAAAACACCAGUCUCAACGUCAACAGUGAAGAGGCGACUCCGGGAUGCUGACCUUCUAGGCAGAGUUGCAAAGAAAAAGCCAUAUCUCAGACUGGCCAAUAAAAGAUUAAGAUGGGCAAAAGAACACAGACACCGGACAGAGGAAGAUUGGAAAAAAAGUGUUAUGGACAGACGAAUCGAAGUUUGAGGUGUUCGGAUCACAAAGAAGAACAUUUGAGAGACGCAGACCAAAUGAAAAGAUGCUGGAGGAGUGCUUGAUGCCAUCUGUCAAGCAUGGUGGAGAAUAUGUGAUGGUCUGGGGGUGCUUUGGUGGUGGUAAUGUGGGAGAUUUGUACAGGGUAAAAGGGAUCUUGAAGAAGGAAGGCUAUCACUCCAUUUUGCAACGCCAUGCCAUACCCUGUGGACGGCUCUUGAUUGGAGCCAGUUUCCUCCUACAACAGCACAAUGACCCAAAGCACAGCUCCAAACUAUGCAAUAACUAUUUAGGGAAGAAGCAGUCAGCUGGUAUUCUGUCUAUAAUGGAGUGGCCAGCACAGUCACCGGAUCUCAACCCUAUUGAGCUGUUGUGGGAGCAGCUUGACCGUAUGGUAUGUAAGAAGUGCCCAUCAAGCCAAUCCAACUUGUGGGAGGUGCUUCAGGAAGCAUGGGGUGAAAUCUCUUCAGAUUACCUCAACAAAUUGACAACUAGAAUGCCAAAGGUCUGCAAGGCUGUAAUUGCUGCAAAUGGAGGAUUCGUUGACGAAUCGAAUUGUGAAGGACACAAUUAUUAUUUCAAUUAAAAAUCAUUAUUUCUAACCUUGUCAAUGACUACAUUUCCUAUGCAUUUUGCUAUAUUUCCUAUUCAAACUCAUUUCAUGUAUGUUUUCAUGGAAAACAAGGACAUUUCUAAGUGACCGCAAACUUUUGAACGGUAGUGUAUAUAUACACUACAAGUCAAAGGUUUGUACACACCUACUCAUUCAAGGGUUUUUCUGUAUUUUACAAUUUUCUACAUUGUAGAAUAAUAGUGAAGACAGCAAAACUAUGAAAUAACACAUAUGGAAUCAUGUAGUAAAAGGUGUUAUAUAUUUUACAUUUGAGAUUCUUCAAAUAGCCACCCUUUGCCUUGAUGACAGCUUUGCACACUCUUGGCAUUCUCUCAAACAGCUUCACCUGGAAUGCUUUCCAACAGUCUUGAAGGAAUUCCCACAUAUGCUGAGCGCUUGUUGGCUGCUUUUCCUUCACUCUGAGGUCCGAUUCAUCCCAAACCAUCUCAAUUGGGUUGAGGUCGGGGGAUUGUGGAGGCCAGGUCAUCUGAUGCAGCACUCCAUCACUCUCCUUCUUUGUAAAAUAGCCCUUACACAACCUGGAGGUGUGUUGGGUCAUUGUCCUGUUGAAAAACAAAUGAUAGUCACACUAAUCCCAAACCAGCUGGGAUGGCGUAUCGCUGCAGAAUGCUGUGGUAGCCAUGCUGGUUAAGUGUGCCUUGAAUUCUAAAAAUAUCACAGACAGUCUCACCAGCAAAGCACCCCCACACCAUAACACCUCCUACUCCAUGAUUUACGGUGGGAAAUACACAUGCGGAGAUCAUCCGUUCACCCACACCGCGGUUGGAACCAAAAAUCUCAAAUUUGGACUCCAGACCAAAGGACAAAUUUCCACCGGUCUAAUGUCCAUUGAUCGUGUUUCUUGGCCCAAGCAAGUCUCUUCUUCUUUAUUGGUGUCCUUUAGUAGUGGUUUCUUUGCAGCAAUUCGACCAUGAAGGACUGAUUCACACAGUCCCCUCUGAACAGUUGAUGUUGAGAUGUGUCUGUUACUUGAAAUCUGUGAAGCAUUUAUUUGGGCUGCAAUUUAUGAGGCUGGUAACUCUAAUGAACUUAUCCUGUGCAGCAGAGGUAACUCUGGGUCUUCCUUUCCUGUGGCGGUCCUCAUGAGAGCCAGUUUCAUCAUAGCGCUUGUUGGUUUUUGCGACUGCACUUGAAGAAACGUUCAAAGUUCUUGAAAUGUUCCGUAUUGACUGACCUUCAUGUCUUAAAGUAAUGAUGGACUGUCGUUUCUCUUUGGUUAUUUGAGCUGUUCUUGCCAUAAUAUGGACUUGGUCUUUUACCAAAUAGGGCUAUCUUCUGUAUACCCCCCCUACCUUGUCACAACAAAACUGAUUGGCUCAAACGCAUUAAGAAGGAAAGAAGGGUCAACACUGCAAAUAUUGACUCUUUGCCUAAACUUAAUGUAAUUGUCAAUAAAAGCCUUUGACACAUAUGGAAUGCUUGUAAUUAUACUUCAGUAUACCAUAGUAACAUCUGACAAAAAUAUAUCAUAACACUGAAGCAGCGAACUUUGUGAAGACCAAUACUUGUGUCAUUCUCAAAACUUUUGACCACGACUGUAUAUAUGUUUAUUACCCAAUUGACUGGACUCCAAGUGUAUCGGCCAAUCAAUCAAUCACUCCAAUCUUAAUUCCAACCCUCAGAUGUCCACAGACUAACCCAUCUUUCCCAGUACACUACCAUUUUACUCUUUCCUUUUGCAAUACUGUACAUCCUUCUAUGGUACUGUGAUGUAUUAUGAGGGUCUUGAACCUCUCUAUUUGUACCAUUUAUACCGAGAUUGCCCUAAAAAUAAAUACUUUACCUUAGAGUAUAAUCAUAUUCCCAUUGAUUGAUAGUGGUUUUUCAGAUCUCCUAACAGGACUGUUUCUACGUCCAUCUGAACACAGACAUUAUGACUUAACAACCACUCCUGGACCUGACUCCAAGAGCGACCCACCGAAGGGCAAUAGGAGAAUACAGUCUUUGUAAACUCAAGACCCACACGUAGGAAUAUUAAACAGUGUUCAAUGAUUUAUAUUAUUGAGUCUUGGUAGCAGGCCAUACAUUGAAUGAUGAUGAUGCCUUUUCAACAGAUAUGUCCAUACAUUUCUUCACCUUAAGAUGAGUACCUUUUUUCCCUCUUAGAUAUGGAGCCAAUUGAAACCAAAUAUAUUGUCUAUAUAUUUGUAUGAUUUCCUCAAACUAUGACCUCACAAGCAUUCCCUUACAGCGGAACAGAGCCCAGGGGUGCACUCUAGCUGACACCCUGGACCUUGGAGAACCAUGUCUUACAACAAUGAUUAGUUUCCAGGGCUGUGUGUACACAGUAUGUCAGCACUGUGUUCUCAGACAGGCUCUAUGUAGGAGGUGGGCCAGGGUUGGAUUCUGGAUGGGUCCAGGCUGAUAGAGAUAUAUUUAUCUUAGAGGGAGGAGCUGGUGUCUUACCUUUACAAUAAGCCUCCUGGCUGGCCCCAUGUAGCAUGGGGUUUGGGUCUGGCAACCCUUGAGAAUAUGGGCAUCAAAUCAUCCUGCCAUCAUAUCUGUCUAAUAUCGCCACUCUAAACCCAAAUAAACCUGUACGGACAUCACAGAUGUAGAAGUUUUGAACUAGAUUCCUCUACAUGUAUUUGGAUACUGAGAAUAUGUGUGGGCAUUUCAUGUAUUGCUUACAUUUCAUGAUGAGUAAUUCUGUGAAUUAAGAUUAAUUUGAUCUUGAUUUACACAUAUCAGUCACUUUCCACAAUAAUUCUGAAUCCACUGUCUAUGUUGGCUGACCCUGGCUGGAAAUGGUAGGGAGCUUCUGUCUGUCUGUCUCCCAGCAUGCAGCAUUGUGUCUGUGGUGGGAGACAGGUCCCCUGUGACCUGGUGACUGGACAGAAAGCCAGACAGGACAAACAACGCUGACGGCAGCAGUACGGUCAGCUUCUGUCUGACCAUGAUGUGAACAUAGGGUGCCAAACACAAUCCUUAUAAACUGCUGGCUCUGCUAUUUGAUACUGUGCCUCAGCAGUUAACUGGUUAAUACAGGUCACCGAUAGGAAAGCAACCCCCUUGUGGCAGUCAUUUGCGACAGAGUUUUUUCCUCUGAAAGAAGAGCCUCAAGUGCAGUCUUUCUCUCGCCCCUUCUCUCCCCCUCUCUCUCCCCUUCUCUCCCCUUCUAAAUCUCUCUCUCUGCUGCUGUGCCCACAGAGAAACUGAUACGGUUGUUUGGGCACAGAGAGCCCAGAUGAACACUCACUGGCCAAUUAGAGAACAGCAUGGACAUAUUUACAGUAAUGGGAUUAGGUGGCUCUGGGCAGAGCAGGCCCCUGAGAGCAGAGCGGGCUUCAGUUGGCCUGUUACAAUGUCAUAAUACUGUUAAACUGUAUAUCCCCAGGUGACUUCUGCAUUAGAAAGAGCUCACUCCCUCCUCCGCCUCUUCCUCCUACCAACCCGCCGUGAUUAUGCAUUGUCACUGUAAGACAAUGUCCUAAACCAAAGGCCCACUGGGUUUUUAUUUCAUGCAGCUGCUGAUGUUUUUUGGGCUUCCUUCUUGUGGCCUACGCUGUCUGACCAUAUUUUGGAGGAGAGCCGUCUCUAAAUUUUAGUCUUGCUGUUUUGAACACCCUUUAAUGUGCCCACUUGAGACGGGGGUUUUAAGGAGAGGGAGCGAAUACUUUUUAAAAAGUAGGAUAUUUUCAGUCAUGUUAGAGCUGUCUCACUUGAUCAGGUGUGUGUCAUGGUUGCCCCUCAGCUGUGGAUGAUGUGAUUGGAAUAGUAUCUUUGCUUAUUCAAGUAGUGUGCGGUAGUUCAAGUUCCUCAGCUUUCAAGAGCAACUAUUCCUCCGACCCUUUAAAAGGAUAGUGGGUAACUGGGCAUAUUCACCUGUUCUUAAUACAUCCCUCUGGAUUGUUCUGGAAACCAGUGAACCAGUCUCAGACUCUGACCAAACAGUGUUCCUGUUGUGUUGUUAAGACAUUAAGCGAUGCAGUAAUAACCAACAGAAGUUAUUUACUGCACUUCUUUAUGACUUACAGCUUUGAGUAAGUUAUUUUGGCAGGCGGCUCUGUAUAUAUCAUCCCACAUUGAUUGUUAGGAGGAAAUGAAAUAGUUUGGCUCGCGCUCCGUCAAGUCAUCGGCCGUUUCCUUUGAGUCCGUGUGAGCUAGGUGGUUUGGCAGGACAACAAAGGCCCAUCCAGAGCAAACAACAAACAAGGAUUCCACAUUCAGCCAUCACCCACAUGUACAGUUCCAUGGUGGAAAGCCAGAACAGGACAGGGCGAUCUACUGCCAGCAUGUCCCAUCUAGCUAGUGGGCCAUACACUCAAUAUGUUACGUGGCUGUUCCAGUAUCUGUGGCUUCAACAUAUUAUGUCUUAUCUCCUCUCAUUUUUUCAGAGUAACAGAUUGAACACCCUGCUCCCAUGCAAAAGUCUUUGGACAAUUGAAGUACAACUAUAUUUCCAUCAUCUGUCUAUUGAAUGUGUUUAUGAAGAUUUAUAAUCAAUUUCUUAUUUUUGCCCCCAGAAAAUGGUGUUAAAGCCCCUUUAAAGACUAUUACUUGGCUUUACUGAUAAUGAAACAUGAUCUCUGUUUCCAUUUUGAAUGCAGACCAAGCUCAUUUAAAGUGAUUGCCAGUUCUCUUUAAUAGCCAUCUGGUUGGGAUGUUUUGGAGUAGAUUCACACACGUAUUUUCCCUCAAAUGUUUCCCCUCGGCAGGCUUUGGUUAACUAACUUAUGAAAGUGUUGGAAAGGUGAUACCCACUCUCACAUGUCAUUAAUUAAUGUGCUACAUUUGCUGUUUGGGCACGCUAGUUAUUGUUUUAUACCUUAGCCCAAUGAUGAGGCUCUGACAAUAAAAAACCCAUGCCAAUUUCACACAGUACACCAUAGUACACAUUCUACUCUCUCACACUUUCUCUCCUCCACCCACCCCAGGCCAGAGCUUUUUUAAUCCAUUCCUGCUGAGAAAUGUUCAAUAUUGAACAUUUCCUAUUUCUCUCUCCCCCAGCGUGUGAAAAGGAUGUGCAGAAGGUGUGUGCUAACUCCUCCGAGGAGAACCUCCAGCCCUUCAAGGAGAAAAUGGAGGCCUUCGUCUCGACCGGUGAGUAA